Saccostrea cuccullata (small rock oyster) is the source of this 832-nucleotide messenger RNA. RefSeq names its product sodium-dependent multivitamin transporter-like. Gene Ontology annotation, molecular function: symporter activity. The record is from RefSeq and is a predicted model, not a curated record. Gene Ontology annotation, biological process: sodium ion transport. The transcript has 5 exons. NCBI's taxonomy places the organism in Eukaryota, Metazoa, Mollusca, Bivalvia, Ostreida, Ostreidae. Bases 11 to 613 code for a protein of 200 amino acids.
GCUUGCUCAAAUGGUGUUGACCAUUCCCACAGCACCAUUUACAGGAAUAAUACUCUACAGUAUUUUUUGCACAUCUGCAACAACAGCGGGAGCUAUUGUCGGUGGUGUGACGUCACUCUUGUUUUACAUUUGGAUGGCCAUCGGUAAUAUCGUGGUCAGUCCCCCGUCUGUUGAGAAGAAGCUUCCCCCGGCUCCAGUAGACCAGUGUAUAAGCAACUCCUCUAUGUUAGGCAGCCUAGCAUCUUCUAACAUUAGUAGCUUGAACUCCAGUCUUACAGGCAGCACAGUACCUUAUACCUUAGAAGGUUUCAAUAAGAUUUACACCUUAUCCUUUCAAUGGUUUGACGUCAUCGCAAUUUUCCUUGUGAUUGUAAUUGGUCUGAUUGUUAGCAGAAUCGUAGGAGCUCCAAAAGAAGAGGAAGUAGACGCAAGAUAUGUUUUGAGUUUUACUGAACAAUUUUUUCCAUAUUUACCAGAAAAAGUAAAACAUUUUCUUUCCUGUGGAUCAACAAUAGCAAAGAGGCGCAAACAAAUUCAAGCGGAAGAACGCCAAGAUAAUCAGCAAAUUUUGAUAGACGAAAAAUCCAGUGUAAAUGGACCUAACGAUAGUUGACAGAGCUGUAAGAAGAGUGGAUGGGACUACGGGAAUGGGGCAUUAAACAACCAAUUCAUACCACAGUGUUCAUGAAUUCUUUAGUUUUAUGUCACCUCAAAUAUCAAAAGAUGUGUUUUAUGUGUAAAAUGUAAACAAUAAUUCACGGUUUAAAUGGUAUAUACAUGUAGUAUGUGUAUUUACAUGUACAUUUUAAAGUACAUGUAGGUAUACAGGCUG